Molecule: messenger RNA, 495 nt
Organism: Rhipicephalus microplus (southern cattle tick)
Lineage: Eukaryota; Metazoa; Arthropoda; Arachnida; Ixodida; Ixodidae
Source: RefSeq, a predicted model, not a curated record
AUGGCCCGUCUCUUGGUAUUGUGCGCAUUUGCCGCCUUCGCGGUCUGCGCCGUGGCUUCCGUCCAGCAGCAGCCCGUGCAGGCGCCAUCAGCUGGGUCAGGAUCAACCCCAGGUGUUGUUGCAAGUGGAUCUCGUCCCAUCGUGGGUGGAAACUGGGGUGGAAACUUCGGUGGACCAUGGGGCGGACCUUGGAGUGGACCAUGGGGUGGAUCCUGGGGUCUACCAUGGGGUGGUGGAAGUGGAUUUCGUCCCAACGGGGGUGGAUACUUGAGUGGACCGUGGGGCGGAUCUUGGAGUGGACGAUGGGGCGGAUCCUGGGGUCUACCAUGGGGUGGACCCUGGGGCCGACCAUCGGGUGGCCCUUGGGGUGGUAACUGGGGUGCACCCUGGGGUGGAUCCUGGGGUGGAUCCUGGGGUGGUUUUUACCCGGGCUGGAACGACGGCUGGAACGACGGCUGGAACAACGGCUGGCAGCUGCAGCAGCGAGUUUGGUAG